AUGCAAGGUCCCCUUCUGUCCCUCCUCACGGCCACCCACAGAGAGUGCCAACGCAAGCCCUGUCCUCUGCGGGGUAUGGAGAGGAAGAACUCAGGGCGCUGCGGGGCCCCAGAGAAGCUGGGGCUGUCCUUCUCCAUCGAGGAGAUCUUAAAGAGACCCACUGAAAAGAGCCAUGUGGUCAGGCCGGAAGGGGUGGGUGGACAAGGCACCAGGCAAGCAGCGGCUGUAAGCUCCGGGCCGGAAGGGCCCCCGCAGGCCAAGCUCCAGGAGGAGAGAAAGAGCAAGCGGAGGGUCCGAACCACCUUCACUACCGAGCAGCUGCAUGAGCUGGAGAAGAUCUUUCACUUCACCCACUACCCAGACGUCCACAUCCGCAACCAGCUGGCAGCCAGGAUCAACCUUCCAGAAGCUCGGGUGCAGAUCUGGUUCCAGAACCAGCGCGCUAAGUGGCGGAAGCAGAAGACGGGCAGCCCUGGGGCCCGGCAGCAGCCGAGUGAGGCCGGUUCGACCCUGACCACGCACUUGGACGUGGCUGGCCCCGGGCGGUUGCCCUCUGCUCUGUCCGGGCUGGCUCCUCCCGUGAGAGGUUAUCCACCAGCUCAAGGUCAGCCGGCCUCUGCGUGGCUCCCUGGCCAGAUCGCCCUCCUCCCGUGCCACCUGUGGGAGACACACCCUCUCCCGGGCCCUGUCACCCAGCACACCUGCCUCCCUGCACUGUGCUUCCUCCCGCCUGCGAACCCCAAAUGGGGAAGCCUCUGUGCUACCUUGACAUAG
Hyaena hyaena (striped hyena) is the source of this 774-nucleotide messenger RNA. It is a transcript of the gene ISX, whose product is annotated as intestine specific homeobox. Gene Ontology annotation, molecular function: DNA-binding transcription factor activity, RNA polymerase II-specific; RNA polymerase II transcription regulatory region sequence-specific DNA binding. Gene Ontology annotation, biological process: regulation of transcription by RNA polymerase II. The record is from RefSeq and is a predicted model, not a curated record. The transcript has 4 exons. Bases 1 to 774 code for a protein of 257 amino acids. NCBI's taxonomy places the organism in Eukaryota, Metazoa, Chordata, Mammalia, Carnivora, Hyaenidae.